Molecule: messenger RNA, 1329 nt
Organism: Neurospora tetrasperma FGSC 2508
Lineage: Eukaryota; Fungi; Ascomycota; Sordariomycetes; Sordariales; Sordariaceae
Exons: 2
Coding region: 82-1329 (415 amino acids)
Biological process (GO): DNA damage response
Molecular function (GO): single-stranded DNA binding
Source: RefSeq, a predicted model, not a curated record
AUUUCUCUUUCCUCGCUUUAAUCCUACCGCAAGCUCUGCACUCGGGCAAUCACCAUCUCAUCAACAAUCCGGCUUCUCACAAUGUGCGGUAGGUACGCCAUCAACCUGCGGCCCUCAGAGGUGCGCCGCAUGUUACAAGCGGAUAACAUGCCAGUCGAUGAUGCGCCGGACGAUGAAGGCGACGAUUCGCCACGACAGAGCUACAAUUUUGCGCCGGGAUAUCGUGGGGUUGUUUACAGGGCCCGGAUAGGUGGCGGUGGUAGUACUCAUCAAACCAAGCACCAAUUCAUCCUCCAACCAAUGAAAUGGGGUCUCAUUCCCUCCUGGACCUUCAAAUCCAAGUCCAAGCAGCAGAAACCAGGAUCAACAAACUACACAACAACCCUCAAGACCAUCAACUGCCGCGACGGAUCCCUUUCAUCUUCAAGCGGCAUGUGGUCCCGCAUCAAACACCGCCAUCGCUGCGUCAUCCCCGCCCAAGGAUUCUUUGAGUGGCUCAAGACCGGUCCUUCGGGAAAAGAAAAGAUCCCGCACUUUGUAAAGAGAAAAGACGGCAAGUUGAUGUUAUUCGCUGGACUCUGGGAUUGUGCCCAUUACACCGAUGAAGACGGCACUGACAAGGCAAUAUGGUCGUAUACAAUCAUCACGACAUCGAGUAACGACCAACUCAAAUUUCUGCACGACAGGAUGCCGGUUAUCUUGGAUGCUGGGUCGGAGGAAUUGAAAAGGUGGUUGGAUCCGGCGAAAGAUGUGUGGAAUAGGGAGUUGCAGGAUGUGCUCAAGCCGUUUGGAGGGGAAUUGGAGUGUUAUCCAGUUGAUAAGAGGGUUGGGAAGGUGGGGAAUGAUGGGGAUGAUUUGAUAGUGCCGGUGAGCGAACAGAGGGAGGAGAGGAAGAUUGAGACUUGGUUUGGUGGGGGUGGGAAGGGGGGCAAGCGAGAGGAGAAAGAGGAGGAGAAGGAGGGGGAGGUUGAAGUCAAGACCGAGACAGGAAAAAUCAAGGUUGAAUCCGUCGACGAGUUGGCACAAGAAACGGACCAGAAAGGGAAGGAAGCUCGUUCGCCGCCGCGAAAAGGUAUCAAGAGGGAGCCAGCUUCGGAGCUGGGUGGUGAUGAGCAACCGCCUGUUAAAAAGUCGAUGGGGGCUGGAGACAAGUCUUCACCACUCAAGGGGAGUAAGCAGAAGCCGCCACCACCGGCGGCGUCGAAAGCAAAAGGAAUAAAACCAAUCAGUGCAACGAAGAACAAAGGGAAGGGGAGUCCAAUCAGGCACAGGAAUGCGCCACCGCCGGGGACGCAGAAGAUCACAAAGUUUUUUGGGAACAGUGCUUGA